CGACGAGCGUAGUGGGAAUGUAAGCUGUGGCACACAGACCUGAAAGCUGUGUGUAAACCGCCUGGCAUCUUCAAAGAGCAAUAGCCUGGGGCUUUAUGAACUCGUCGGGCAUCGUCCUAUGGUAGUUGUAUCGCCGACGUCGACUUUGCCAGCGACCCGGGGGGCAACGGCGGCGGCGGGGCCGUUCUCAUUCAUCCGAGACGCGCGCCGCGUCAUUCGCCGGGCGGAGCGCCCGGGGCGAGGAGUCGCGAGCAUGGCGGUGUCGGAGGCGGUGGCGGUGACGCCCCUGGAGGGCGAGCGCGUGCGCAAGCUACUGGGGCUGCUGAAGCUGGGCAACGAGCCGCAGGCGCGCUUCGGCCCCACCGGGUGCGUGCUGGCGGCGCGCUUCGCGGACAGCCUCGGCGACGUCAGGGCCUUCGAGGUGCGCGACGACGACGUGUGGGUGGUCACGCCCCCCAAGUGCGCACGAGAACCAAAAGACACAGCAGUUUCAUUUUACCAUCAUUACAAACUUCUCUCCGGAUAUACGGGAGAUAAGGAAUUUUUCUUCGAAUGUUUUUAUGAAGGCUUAGUUGAACAUUCACCAUUAUGGGAGCAUGUACUGGAAUUCUGGAAGAUAAAAGACCAACCUAACAUACUCUUCAACACAUACGAAGAAAUGAAAGAGUUGACGCGCCUAGUGGAGCACUUGGACAUCAAACAAAUGAAGCGCAACCCCGCGACAAACUACGAGGACCUGUUCACGAAGGCGCGCGAAGAGGGACGCAUCAGCGACGACCAGGCAUUCAUUCGCAAGGGCGUAGUUGGGGAAGGCCGUCGCGAGAUGUCGCCCGAGAUGGCGGCGCGUUUUGACGAGCGCACGCGGCGGGUGUUUAACGAAGCUGUUGGAGGCUGCCCCUGGCAGAUA
Messenger RNA from Gryllus bimaculatus (two-spotted cricket), 907 nucleotides. Lineage: Eukaryota; Metazoa; Arthropoda; Insecta; Orthoptera; Gryllidae. The record is from the annotation of a GenBank genome assembly.